Messenger RNA from Toxotes jaculatrix (banded archerfish), 2145 nucleotides. RefSeq names its product ankyrin repeat and SOCS box protein 2-like. The record is from RefSeq and is a predicted model, not a curated record. Gene Ontology annotation, molecular function: protein binding. Bases 207 to 1961 code for a protein of 584 amino acids. Gene Ontology annotation, cellular component: cytoplasm. Lineage: Eukaryota; Metazoa; Chordata; Actinopteri; Toxotidae. Gene Ontology annotation, biological process: intracellular signal transduction. The transcript has 9 exons.
UCAUGUCACAGUAAGAGCUGAUACAACAGAGGAAUAUUAGAUAGUGUUGUCCUUGUUCGAGAGGUGGAUCAACACACUUGAAAAGCAACUGCUGUGAAUGAGGAUUAGGAGCACUGUCACAGGCCUCAUCACUGGUCUGGGAAGAAGACAGCAGCGCACCAUUGGAUGUUGGGUUCCUCGGACCGGACAACGAAUCUUCUCCUGUGAUGCUUGCAGUCAGCAGAUCCAGGUCUCUUUACCAGAGACUAAACAAUGAUAUCAAAGACCGACUUGCUGCCAGCUCCUUGAGUCUCCACACUGCAGCCAGCACAAUGGUGAACUUUCUCAGGGAUGUGGACCCAGUGGUCUUUGCCAUCAGGAGAGGGGAUGUGGAGGCUGUUAAUGAUCUGGCAACCUCUGCUCCUCACAGCCUGCUGAAGGAGAACAAAGAUGGGUGGAUACCUUUGCAUGAUGCUGCCUACUGUGGACAGGCUGAGUGCCUGAAGACCCUGCUGAGGGCACAUCCAGGUUCAGUAGACAAACGUACCUUGCAGGAGCAGACGGCCUUGCUCCUCGCUGUGUCUUGUGAACAUUUGUCAUGUGUGCGGUGCCUUCUGGAGGCUGGUGCUGACCCCGACAUCAGCAGCAAGAACAAAGAAACCCCUUUGUACAAAGCAUGUGAGUUGGAGAAUGUGGACAUGGUGAGCCUUAUUCUGUUCUAUGGGGCCACUGUGAACCAGCGGUGUGGUCAGGGCUGGACAGCCCUUCAUGAAGCUGUAUCCAGGAACAACACAGAGAUCUGUGAGAUGUUAACAAGAGCUGGGGCUGCAAUCAAUCCACCUAAUACCUACAGCAUCACACCACUCACUGUAGCAGCUCAGCAAGGACAGAUGAGGGCACUGUGUUACCUGAUUGGAAAAGGUGCAGAUGUGAACAUGCAGACGUGUGACGGUGUUACAGCCCUGCAUGAGGCCAGCAAAAAUGGCCACAAGGAAAUCGUAGCAGUGCUCUUGACAAAAAACGCAGAUGCCAACAAACCCACCAACUCAGGACUGCUGCCCCUGCAUCUUGCUGCCCAGCAUGGACACCACGAGAUCGUGUCCCUGCUUGUCUCAGUGACGAGUCGAGCCAUGCUCCGGCACAGUUGGAUCAGCCCCCUCCACCUGGCAGCAGAGCACAACAGACACACUGUGGCAGCUGUGCUUCUGAGGACAGGUGCGGAUGUAAAUGCCACACUGGCCCACAGUCACUCCAUCCAAUACUCUGAUCGACGCGCAACAGCCCUCUACUUUGCUAUUGCCAACGGCAGCACCAAGACAGCAGAGGUGCUGCUGAACGCUGGCGCUAGUGUGAGCCUGGACCCAGUCAGCCCUCUGCUAAUGGCUGUACGUCAGGGCUGUGUCAGCACCGUGUCUUUACUGCUGGAGAGAGGGGCCGAUGUCAACGCCAGAAUCCCGUCUUAUGCCACCACGUUCCCUGCUGUCAUUGCACUUUGCAUGAACAAUCUGCCUCUGCUCAAAUGCCUUUUGGACAAUGGCUGUGAUGCCUUCUCCUGCUUUACCUGUACAUACGGCAGUGCCCCUCACCCAACUUCAGGAGGAUCCCAUAUAAGAACUGUUAGCAGCAAUGGAUAUGUUUCACAGAAUGACAGUAUACUUCCUUUAAACUGCUGUGAGCCAACAGAAAGAGCAACACAGUUCUGCGAGUGGAUCUCAACACCAGUUAUGUGUAAAUGGGCAGGACCAAUCAUAGACCUGCUGCUGGAGCAUGUCGGUCAUGUUCAGCUGUGCAGCAAGCUCACUGAACUACUGGACAGCCGAGAAGAAUGGCUCGCUGUUAAGAGGAAGUCAAUGUCACCUCGUCCACUCCUGCAUCUCUGCAGAUUAAGGAUUCGGACCCAAAUGGGGAGACAGAGACUGAAAUCUCUAACAAGUCUACCUUUGCCAGACAGAGUGAUCCGAUACCUGAGCCUGGCUGACUGACUGUAAGAUAAACUUCAAGUAAUAUACGCAUCAGAGAUGUGACUAAAUUUAUCUUUUUGUGGUUCUUUUUUUAGUUGCGUCUGAAAUCUUGUAUCUGUACAUGGUCGUCCAAAGCAACUGCAACUGUCUGUGUAUAAAAUACCUCUUUAUAGCAUAUGUAAUGUGACAAUAAGUAUUCUUUAAU